AGAACAGUUGACACCUACGCCUUUUACCUGAGCCGAAGAGCUCCCAUCGUACUUCCAACAAGCCUCGCAGUCCACUCACGGGACCUACGCCACACACUAUCUCUCAAAAUGCCGCGCGCAGAAGCAGGAAGCACAAAGGCCAUCAGCAACAAGAUCAAAUCCAAAGGACUUCAGCGACUCCGAUGGUACUGUCAGAUGUGCGAGAAGCAAUGCCGAGAUGAGAACGGUUUCAAAUGUCACACUCAAAGCGAAAGCCACGUAAGAAACGCGCUUUUGGUUGGCGAGGAUCCGAAGAAAUAUAUCGAAGAGUACAGCAAGGACUUUUUGAAUAACUUCCUUACUCAGUUGAGGACGUCUCACCAGGAAAAAGCUAUACACGCCAACAUAUUUUACCAGACUAUAGUUGCGGAUAAGACGCACGUGCAUUUGAACGCUACAAAAUGGAAGAGUCUUACGCAGUUUGUGGCUUAUCUGGGACGGGAAGGACUUUGUCGCGUUGAGGAGACGGAGAAGGGUCUUUUUAUUGCGUAUAUCGAUCGGAGUCCGGAGGCAAUGAGGCGGAGAGAGGCACUCUCGAAGAAAGAGCGUCAGGAUCGUGGUGAUGAGGAGAGGGAGCAACGACAGAUUCAGGAGCAGGUUGAGCGCGCGAAGCACAAUGCGGACAGGGAGGAGGAGAUAGAUCCUGAAGCGAGAAAUCUGCAGCGGAAGGAGGGUGAGAAAGUCAAGCUUAAUAUUGGCUUUGGUUCGAAGGCGAGCGACGAGUCGAAAACCGAAUCCCCGAAACCACAGUCUCCCGAGGAAAAGGAUAAGGCCGCUUCUUCGGCGACGCCGGAACCUGCUGCUACUUCUGCAUCUCCAGAUUCGGCCCCUGCUCUGGCCCCGGCUCCUGCUCCUGCUCCUGCCCAGGAUGCGCCAAAGCCGGCAGUCAAACUGUCGAUGUCAUUGGGUGACAAGAAACCGAAGAAUGUGUUUGCUGCUGCGGCGAAGAAGAACCCCCUUGCCGGGAAGAAGGGCCCCGUGAUGGAAGCUCCCAAGAAGAUGAGUGAGCAGGAAAGGAUCAUGAAGCAGGAAAUGGAGACAAUGGAGAAGAAGCGCAUGCGUGGAGGAUUUGGAAUGCCGAACCCCAAGCGCCCGAAAUUGUCGUGAAGUCGACUCAUCACUGAUAUUUCCCCUUUACAAACGUCCAACAGCAAUUUGGAUUCUUGACCACUAUCGCCUAACAGGUCACGCGUCGAUUCCAUACAUCCCCACGGAAUCUGAUUAUGAUGGUUAAAUGUCACCCGACUUAUUCGAACUGCGUGGUUGUGGCUACGGAAAGUAAUCACUUCCAUAUACGUUAUACGGUGUGACACUGCUCGGUCUGCGGAAACAUCG
Molecule: messenger RNA, 1374 nt
Organism: Aspergillus caelatus
Lineage: Eukaryota; Fungi; Ascomycota; Eurotiomycetes; Eurotiales; Aspergillaceae
Product: putative C2H2 finger domain protein (Kin17)
Exons: 4
Coding region: 109-1146 (345 amino acids)
Biological process (GO): DNA damage response; DNA replication
Cellular component (GO): nucleus
Molecular function (GO): double-stranded DNA binding
Source: RefSeq, a predicted model, not a curated record